Molecule: messenger RNA, 4568 nt
Organism: Phasianus colchicus (ring-necked pheasant)
Lineage: Eukaryota; Metazoa; Chordata; Aves; Galliformes; Phasianidae
Gene: CRYL1
Product: crystallin lambda 1
Biological process (GO): fatty acid metabolic process
Molecular function (GO): NAD+ binding; L-gulonate 3-dehydrogenase activity
Source: RefSeq, a predicted model, not a curated record
AUUUCCCGAGACAUUACUAUCAUAUCAACAACAUACCAUAGUCAAUUACAAAAUAAACAUACUUUCUGAUUCUGCUGGUAAAAAGUAACACAUUAAAACAGCCUAAUAUCUAACAAGGAUGACCUGUGGCUCUGUUUUCAUUCCCUGCCAAAAGUUCAGACUAGGACAUUCAGUAUUUUAGAGACAUGUGAUUUCUUUUUUUCCUGCAUGUGGAUUCACACUCCCACCUCUUCCACAUUCUAACCCCUCUAGCUCCCAGCAAGCACUGGUAAUGCUCCUCCUUUUCUUUCCCCAGACUUUUUUAUAGUGCCCUGCUCCUCCCCUGCAGUAAUCCCACCUCCCCUCCACAGCCAAUAGUGGUUUUCACCUCCUCUGUGAGGCAUGCUUGAGCAUGCUCAAUACACACUAAAAACAUGGAGGAGGCAACUUUGGAGCUCCCAACGUGUUAAGUCAAAUCUGCUCCUACUGCUGUUGGACCACAAAAAUGAAUGUAGAGGAUGGAACAUUCAGCAUGAUAACAGAGCAAUAUACAGAUGAAUGGGAACUACACAGAAUAAACAAAAAAACAGAUAAUGCAGACUUCAGCAGAAAUUAUAGAGCCGUCACCUUAAUUGUGUUGACCUUGUCGACACAUUCUUUCAGAAUAUAGAAAAGUUCUCGUGGAAAAAAACAAGGCCAGCAAAAAUGUAUCAUCAGAAUUCAGGAAGAAAGUAUUCUGAAUGAUAACUGUGCUUCCCUAAUGAAUAAAUAAAGCAUGGAAUUUAGCUUUUCAUUUGAACAUCACCUUGGAAUCCAGAGCUUUCUGCAGCCCAGGCACGACGGGGUGGGAGGCAGCAGCUCCCAAGGCCCCGACUCACAGCUGGGUGAGUUUCAGUGGGAGCUGAUGUAGAACCUGAACAGCUCUGAAGCUGUGGCUCCCGUCCUUUUUGCUAGUAUGGUAAAACUGAGGUCUUUGCAAGAUGCUGGCCGCGGUUCAGCACACCUGCACGGAGGAAGGCCGGGCAGACUCCGUCCUGGCAAAGGCUGCUCUUGUCCUGGAAGUGAGACCCCGCCUGCUGCCUCACGGCGCUGCCCGUGGGCUACCGCGCAUAAACGCCGGGCAGGACCGCCCCCUCGACGCGAGGGAAGACGUCGUGGCCAUCCUCCAUCGGGCCGCGCGAGAGCCUCCCUCAGGUGCCGGCGCGGCCGCAUCGAAGCGGACUGCCUCCCGUCGGGGGAGCGAGGGCGGCCGGCCGGGCUCGAGGAGUGGCCGCUGAGGGGCGCGGCGUGCGGCCAAUGGCAGCGCUCGUAGCAGGAGCCAAUGGGGGCGGCCGUGACAUGGCGGGAGCCGUGGGUGGGGAGCGGGCGUUUUUUAAGGCGCUGACGGCGCCCCCGGCUGCGUGGCGGCGGUGGUUGCGCGUCCCCCGAGCAUGGAGUCCACGCGGGUGACGAUCGUCGGCAGUGGACUCAUUGGUCGCAGCUGGGCCAUGGUGUUUGCUGCUGGAGGCUUCAAAGUGAAACUUUAUGAUAUUGCACAACAACAAUUAACAACUGCACUGGAAAACAUUCGCAAACAAAUGAAAGAGCUGGAGGAGUCAGGAUUCCUGAAAGGAACUUUGAGUGCAGAGAAGCAGUUAGCUCUCAUCAGUGUCUGCACGGACCUGAAGGAUGCAGUAGAGGGUGCUACUUUCAUUCAGGAAUGUACUCCCGAGAACCUGGACCUGAAAAAGAAGAUUUUUAGUCAAUUGGAUCUCAUUGUUGAUGACAGUGUUAUCUUGAGCAGCUCAACCUCUUGUCUCUUACCUAGCAAAUUAUUCACUGGCCUUAAACAUGUUAAGCAGUGUAUUGUGUCACAUCCUGUAAAUCCACCUUACUUUGUGCCACUGGUUGAAAUUGUUCCACAUCCAGAAACAGAUCCUUCUGUUACAGAGAGAACGUAUGCUCUGAUGAAGAAGAUUGGACAAUCACCUGUCAAAUUAAACAGAGAAAUUGAGGGGUUUGUUCUGAAUCGACUCCAGUAUGCAGUGAUAAGUGAAGCCUGGAGACUUGUGGGUGAAGGAGUAAUAUCUCCUACUGAUCUAGACGUUGUGAUGUCUGAUGGACUGGGAAUGCGAUAUGCGUUUAUUGGACCUCUGGAAACCAUGCAUCUUAAUGCAGAAGGUAUUUCAAAUUAUUGUGAAAGAUACCGUGAAGGUAUGAAACUUGUUCUGAAUACCUUUGGACCGGUUCCAGAAUUUUCAGGUGAAAUUGAGCAGAAGAUCAGUCAGGCGAUGUCUGAAAAAGUUCCAGCUGUUCCAAAGCACCUCGGUGCCAGAAGAGAAUGGAGAGAUGACUGUCUCAUUGGUCUUGCCAAACUGAAGAAACAAAUGAAAUCUAACUGAGGGACACCUUGUGUAACAGGAUAGACCAAACUAAGAGUGGUUCUUCAUAAAAUGUGGAGGUUUUUGGUCAUGCAGAAGAGACCGAAUGUGCAAGCAGUGAUGAGCACAAGUGUAAAGACAAAUGAAAUAUUUGGUCCAAAUUUGUCGUGACAUAAUUAACAAAUAACUGGAAACAGUUGUUAGAAGUUCAGUUAAAACUGUAUCAGAUCAUUAUAUAUAUAUGCAUUGGAUGUGUAAGCAUUAGGUAGCUUUAGCAAUAUUAAUACUGUGCAAUGCUGGAACACAAUCAUAUUUUAAAUAACACAUUUUUCAGCUUGCUUUGAAAUUCAGCACUUGAACAAUAUUUGCUUAUGCAGGGAUCUGGAAUUGGCAAACAUCAGCUGUUUGCCACUGGAGAAAAUGAGCCCUCACUACCAAUCAGAGUGGCAGUGAGGUUAAUUUGUAAAGCACUGACUGCAGAUAGGAGGUUGUGCUAAGCAGAGAGCAGGUUUUUUGGCCAGUGAGCUGAGACCUCAGAGGCACUAAGGGUCACUUCAGAUUAGCUCUGUAACCAUUCCACAAUGCAGGGGAAAGAAUUACCAUCCCUGGCAGCAUUCAAGGCCAGGUUGGAUGGGGCCCUGGGCAGCCUGACCUGCGGGGUGGCAGCCCUGCCCAUUGCAGGGGGUUGGAGCUCGAUGAUCUUUAAGGUCCCUUCCAGCCUAAGUCAGUGAUUCUGUGAUUACUCCUUCUUCCCCCUCUUUGGCACUUCUGUAGUAGUGCAAUGACCUGAAUGUGAGUAAAUAGAUCCAUCCUCAUCCCCUCCCCCUGGUUCAGUAAGACUGACCAGACACCUACUUGGUUCUCCAGACCACGCACUUUGAUACCCCACGGCUUUGCCCUAGCUUGAGUCAGGUGGUUGGUGCUGUCAUAGGCAUUGCUGCAUAGACGUGCUCUAUUCUAAGGCUUGCCUGUGAGAAAUAAAGUAAUUGGAUUUAAAGCUAUUUUGGGAGAUUAUAGAGUAUAAUGGAUUUGUCUAGGCUUUUCCGAGCAACUCUACAACCUUCUUAAUGGUCUUGGGAAGAGAAAUCACCUCUGUGUUCCUUGUACAUUAUCAGAAGCAAUGAUUGUUUACUUAGGACUCCUCUGUAGACCCCAAGUAUCUGAUACUUUUCUCUGCUGCAGAGAGAGAAAGAUGCCGUGGCUUAGAUGUAGCACUUUGGCUUUAUUGGUGUCCCUCCCUCCAGGAGGAGGCACAGUGGCUGUGUAAGGAUGGAGUGUAUACCUGAAAGCAGCAGUAUCUCCUGAAAGCAGCUGCAGUGGUAUGCUUCAUUCAGUCCACAUCAAAGUUGUCUUACAAAUGUACGUACCACGUAAUAUAGCUGGAUUUUGAACUUAGCUGACACACUGGGGCAUUAUUGUUAUGCAGACAAGAAGAAUAACCUGAAACAGUGCAUUGCACCCGCACUGCUUGAGUUUAGCAUUUCUGAAUUUGUGCCAGCAGGUCAUGUAACUUCUGAUACAGCACAGAUUCUGAAACCUUAAGCACUCGUUUCAAUGAAAUGCUCGGGGGCAUUUCAAGGCUUGUUCUUUACAGAAGGUGCAGACACAGAAACAUGUUACUGCAGCUCCAUUAGUUACGGUGCUGAACAGCAAGAAUGUCUGCAGGAACACACCAGUACCACUUCUGUGUAAAUCACAACGAACAAGACCUGAGAUAAGUUGUGCUCCCUGAUGCAUUGGUGGGCCGAGAGCACAUCUGUCUGUUAAGCAUGGGAUGGGGGUGUGACGUUGAGAUUGUCCUACAUUAAUUUAUGACUUGUGGAGGGAAAGGAGGAUUUGUGAACUCAGUUUUAUCCCAAAACAGAAUUAAAAUUGUCAGGUUUCUUCUAUUGCUUUUCAUUGCCACAGUGACUGGCACAAUCCUCAUUAACCAUCUGAAGUUGGGGAGGUCAGCACCCACACUUGGUGCCCUAUUAAGCAAUAGUGAAUUAAUUAUGGGAAUGAUUUCCUCAUAUUAUGUACGUUUUUGUAUUUUGGACUAUAGAAGGUUCCAGUUACUUUCAAGAUCAAACCUGUUUCAUUAAGAGCAUGUGGCAUUGUCAUAAUUAAUUAGCUCACAUUACUUGUGUUGAUUCUGAGAUAUUUUAAAAUCUGAUUGUGUCUUGAAAGAUUUGCUUCCAUUUUUAUUAUUACUUAUGAAUAAAAGAUUUUAAUGAGAAAGGUCCUAAA